AUGCCCACACUCGUCUACGUGAACAUCCCUGCUGGGCACAAAGCCGUUGUCUACGCUCUCACCCCACGCGUCUACAAAACGGACCUGCACGUCUUGCACCACAACCGGGUCCUCAAAACGCUCACCAAGACCAAGUACGACAAGAACGCCGCUGCAUGGCUGUGCGCCGACGGUCAAGAAGUCGUUCACCUUGGCGAGUUUCCCCAGGGCGCGCAGCUGGCACUCCAGAUGGGGGUCCAGAAGAGCAGCACGGGGACCGUCGUAACGCCAUAUGAGCUGGAUGAGGGAACUUUGCAAGGAAACACUAUGAAAUUUGGCGCAAACAACGUCUACGACGGCAUCGGCCAAGCAGAAAUGGUCGUUGUUCAGUGGUUCCCUAUUAACCCUCCUGCACCUGCACCUGCACCAACGACGACGUACCGUUCUGGCCAGUACUCGGGAUACUCGGGCUAUUCGGGCUACCAAGGCUACCCAGCAUAUGGCAUGUAA
Cyclocybe aegerita is the source of this 489-nucleotide messenger RNA. The record is from the annotation of a GenBank genome assembly. NCBI's taxonomy places the organism in Eukaryota, Fungi, Basidiomycota, Agaricomycetes, Agaricales, Hemipholiotaceae.